Messenger RNA from Chelmon rostratus (copperband butterflyfish), 1541 nucleotides. RefSeq lists its product as uncharacterized. The transcript has 6 exons. Gene Ontology annotation, biological process: response to bacterium. The record is from RefSeq and is a predicted model, not a curated record. Bases 134 to 1198 code for a protein of 354 amino acids. NCBI's taxonomy places the organism in Eukaryota, Metazoa, Chordata, Actinopteri, Chaetodontiformes, Chaetodontidae.
CAUGAAUUUGCUAAAUUUAAGAGGAAGUGCAUUUUCUGCAUUUCAGCCAAUCAGGACGAUUUCCACAUAGUUGACUUUGAUGAUGUUUGGGUGAGAAGGCAUCAGUUGUGCAAGAGAAGGGUGCUGUACCACAAUGAUUGGAAGACAGGCUGCUUUCAUUCUUCUUAGUACAGUGUACCUGAUUCAAACAGGUGUUCCUCACCAGAUGUCAUAUGCUGUGGUCGAAGUUGGUGGAAACAUAACUUUGCAAUGUCCAAUUGCAGAGAGGGAAGGAAAAUUCUUUCAGUGGUAUAAGCUGCCUCUUGGAGAUAUGGUCCAAACAGUUGCUUCUGGAUCUUACACCCAACCAACGCUUGGUGCACAAUUUCACAAGUCACGUUUCAAGGUCACAAACGGAGAGAAGCAUUAUUUGCUUACCAUAAGAAAUGUAAGCAAAGAGGAUGAAGCGACAUACUUCUGUCGAAGCGGAUCAGCGUAUUCACCGAAUUCUGUUAACGUCACCUUCUUGGCUGUGAACGAUAGCAAACAGCAGAAGUCUGUCAACGUGAAGCAGAGUCCAGAUGCAGCAUCAGUGCAGCCGGGCGGCUCAAUGACUCUCCAGUGUUCACUUCACUCCAAGAACAAAGACAACAAAACGCAGUGUCCAGGUGAACACAGCGUGUACUGGUUCAGAUCUGGAUCAGGAGAAUCUCAUCCAGCCAUCAUUUACAGGCACACAAGUUAUGAACAAAAGGAAAAAAGCUGCGUCUACAGUCUGUCCAAAACUGUACGAGACUCCUCUGAUACUGGGAUUUACUACUGUGCUGUGGUCACAUGUGGACGGAUCCUGUUUGGUGAAGGAACUAAAGUGGAGACAAGACCAGAACUGGACCCAGUUGUCCUUGUGCUUGAAGCGCUGUUGGCCUGCUGUGUGACUGUGAUUGUUGUCCUAAUUUUCUACGUAGUCAAGAUUCGAAGGAGAGUUUGUGAACAUAACAAAGCAGGAACAAAGAGCGACUCCUAUAAGCCAGGACACGACAAGUCGACUGUGGAGCAAUCAGCUGACCUGGAUGGUGACACAGAGGCAGUAAACUAUGCAGCACUGGAAUUCUCUGCAAGAAAAGUGAAGAGAGAGAAGAAAAAGACAGAGUCAACACAAGAGUGUGUGUACUCUGCUGUGAGGGUGGACCACCACACACAGCACCAGCCCUCUCUGUAGGCCGAGCGGAGUCUGCGUGGGAAUCGGACUCGGCGUCUCCACAUAGAGUUUCGGCUCGGCUCAUCUUUGCACGGCCGUCACAACGCAUACAUGUGCACAUAGUGUGGCUGCACUGGGCCUCGCGCCUUUUGUGGCCUCGCAGUCCCGUAAAGUUUUGAUGCAUUAUCGAGCCUAUCCAAUCAAAAACGACUUUUUAGAUAUGUUCUGGUUUAAGCUCGGACAAGUCACCCGGCAAGAGUUUGACGAGGUGAAUUUAAAAAACUCCAGCCAGAAUAUGAAAAGAAUGUUAUCCAUUGAAAAGGCUGGUACAUCCAAGCUGGACAAUGUCCAUCAUGUUGCUGAG